Messenger RNA from Athene cunicularia (burrowing owl), 5338 nucleotides. RefSeq names its product acetyl-CoA carboxylase beta (gene ACACB). Gene Ontology annotation, molecular function: metal ion binding; ATP binding; acetyl-CoA carboxylase activity. Gene Ontology annotation, biological process: fatty acid biosynthetic process. Lineage: Eukaryota; Metazoa; Chordata; Aves; Strigiformes; Strigidae. Bases 16 to 4842 code for a protein of 1608 amino acids. The transcript is spliced from 37 exons. The record is from RefSeq and is a predicted model, not a curated record.
GAGCCCGCUGCUGGCAUGAGGCCUAGUAUGUCCGGGCUGCACCUGGCGAAGAGGGGCCGCGAGCACAGGAAGAUGGAUCUGCAACGGGAUUUCACUGUCGCCUCGCCAGCGGAGUUCGUCACCCGCUUCGGGGGCAACCGGGUCAUCGAAAAGGUCCUCAUCGCCAACAACGGCAUCGCCGCCGUGAAGUGCAUGCGCUCCAUCCGCCGCUGGGCCUACGAGAUGUUCCGAAACGAGCGCGCCAUUCGGUUCGUGGUCAUGGUGACCCCCGAAGACCUCAAGGCUAAUGCGGAGUACAUCAAAAUGGCAGAUCACUACGUGCCCGUCCCCGGGGGGGCCAACAACAACAACUACGCCAACGUGGAGCUGAUCGUGGACAUUUCCAAACGGAUCCCAGUCCAGGCGGUGUGGGCCGGCUGGGGACACGCCUCGGAAAACCCCAAGCUGCCAGAACUGCUGCAGAAAAAUGGGAUAGCUUUCCUAGGUCCUCCCAGCGAUGCCAUGUGGGCGCUGGGGGACAAAAUCUGCUCCACCAUCGUGGCUCAGACAGUCCAGAUCCCCACGCUGCCAUGGAGCGGGAGCGGUCUGGUGGCCAAGUGGUCCGAGGAGGCCCAGAAGAAUCAGCAGACGAUCAGCAUCCCCCUGGAGACGUACACGCAGGGCUGCGUGAAGAACGUGGAGGAAGGCCUGGAGGUGGCCAAGAGGAUUGGUUACCCACUGAUGAUCAAGGCAGCAGAAGGCGGCGGGGGCAAAGGCAUCCGGAAAGUGGAGGCAGCGGAGGAAUUUGGCACCUGCUUCCGGCAGGUGCAGGCGGAGGCGCCCGGCUCCCCCAUUUUCCUGAUGAAGCUGGCGCAGAACGCGCGGCACCUGGAGGUGCAGGUGCUGGCUGAUGAGGACGGCAAUGCCAUCUCCCUCUUCGGCCGUGACUGCUCCAUCCAGCGCCGGCACCAGAAGAUCAUCGAGGAGGCCCCCAUCACCAUCGCAGCACCCUCCGUCAUCGAGGUGAUGGAGCAGUGCGCGGUCCGCCUGGCCCAGACGGUGGGCUACGUGAGCACGGGCACCGUCGAGUACCUCUACGGCCAGGACGGGAGCUUCCACUUCCUGGAGCUGAACCCGCGGCUGCAGGUGGAGCACCCUUGCACGGAGAUGAUCGCGGAUGUGAACCUCCCUGCUGCCCAGCUGCAGAUCGCAAUGGGCAUCCCCUUGCACAGGAUAAAGGACAUCCGGGUGCUGUACGGGGAGAGCCCCUGGGGGGAUACACCCAUCCUCUUCCACAGCCCCACCAACACCCCCGUGCCCAGGGGCCACGUCAUCGCCGCCCGCAUCACCAGUGAGAACCCCGAGGAGGUGUACGUGCGGCGCGGGUACAUCGCCUACGAGCUGAACAGCCUGCAGCACCGGCAGCUCUCGGAUGGCACCUGCCUGGUAGAGUUCCAGUUCAUGCUGCCCUCCUCCCACCCCAACAGGAUGUCCGUCCCCAUCAGCGUCUCCAACCCCGACCUGGCCCGGCACAGCACCGAGCUCUUCAUGGACAGUGGCUUUUCUCCCCUGAGCCAGCGGAUGGGAGCUAUGGUGGCCUUCGACAGAUUUGAGGACUUCACGAGGAACUUCGAUGAGGUGAUCUCGUGCUUCACCAACCCGCCCUCGGAGAGCGUCCUCUUCAGUGAGCCGCGAGCCGCCGUCUACGAGGAGGAGGAGGCCAAGAACGUCCACGAGGAGCCGAUCCACAUCCUCAACAUCGCGCUGCGCUGGGCUGACCACGUGGAAGAUGAGAAGCUGGUGCCCGUCUUCAGAGCCUUUGCCCAGUCCAAGAAAAACAUCCUCAUGGACUGUGGCCUCCGCAGAAUCACGUUUCUCAUCGCCCAGCAGAGAGAAUUCCCAAAGUUUUUCACGUUCAGAGCCAGGGACGAGUUCGCAGAGGAUCGCAUCUACCGGCACCUGGAGCCGGCGCUCGCCUUCCAGCUGGAGCUGAGCCGCAUGCGCAACUUCGACCUGACGGCCAUUCCCUGCGCCAACCACAAGAUGCAUCUCUACCUGGGGGCUGCCAAAGUGCAGGCGGGCGCCGAGGCCACCGACUGCCGCUUCUUCAUCCGCGCCAUCGUGCGCCACUCGGACCUCGUCACCAAGGAGGCUUCCUUCGAGUACCUGCAGAGCGAGGGUGAGCGGCUGCUGCUGGAGGCGAUGGAUGAGCUGGAGGUGGCUUUCAGCAACACCGCCGUCCGCACCGACUGCAACCACAUCUUCCUCAACUUCGUCCCGACGGUCAUCAUGGACCCCUCCAAGAUCGAGGAGUCGGUGCGGUCCAUGGUGAUGCGCUACGGCAGCCGCCUCUGGAAGCUGAGGGUCCUGCAGGCCGAGGUGAAGAUCAACAUCCGCCUGACGCCCACUGACGCCGCCAUCCCCAUCCGCCUCUUCCUCAGCACCGAGUCCGGGUACUACCUGGACAUCAGCCUCUACAAGGAAGUGAGGGACCCCGGCACCGGCAGCAUCAUGUUUCAGUCGUACGGGGACAAGCAGGGGCUGCAGCACGGGAUGCUCAUCAACACUCCCUACGUCCCCAAGGACCUGCUCCAGGCCAAGCGGUUCCAGGCGCAGUCCUUGGGCACCACCUACGUGUAUGAUUUCCCCGAGAUGAUCAAGCAGGCUCUCUUCAAGCUGUGGGGCUCCUCGGAGCUGUACCCCAAGGACGUCCUGACAUACACCGAACUGGUGCUGGACUCGCAGGGGCAACUGGUGCAGAUGAACAGGGUCCCUGGAGGGAACGAGGUGGGGAUGGUUGCUUUCAAAAUGAAGCUGAAGACCCCCGAGUAUCCACAAGGCCGGGACAUCGUGCUCAUCUGCAACGACAUCACGCACAGGAUCGGCUCCUUCGGGCCGGAGGAGGACCUGGUCUUCCUGCGGGCCUCCGAGCUGGCGCGGGCCGAGGGCAUCCCCCGCCUCUACAUCGCUGCCAACAGCGGCGCCCGCAUCGGCUUCGCCGACGAGAUAAAGAACAUGUUCCAGGUGGCCUGGGUGGACCCUGCCGACCCCUACAAGUUUUUUUUUUUUUUCUACCUGACUCCCCAGGACUACACGAAGAUCAGCGCCAUGAACUCGGUGCACUGUGAGCACGUGGAGGAAGGGGGCGAGUCCAGGUACGUCCUCCUGGACAUCAUCGGGAAGGACAACGGGUUUGGGGUGGAAAACCUGAGAGCUGCUGGUACUAUCGCCGGGGAGUCCUCUCGCGCUUACGAUGAAAUUGUGACCAUCAGCAUGGUGACCUGUCGUGCCAUCGGGAUCGGCGCGUACCUGGUGAGGCUGGGCCAGCGCGUCAUCCAGGUGGAGAACUCCCACAUCAUCCUCACCGGGGUCACGGCUCUCAAUAAGGUGUUGGGACGUGAAGUUUACACCUCCAAUAACCAGCUGGGAGGCGUGCAGAUCAUGCACAACAACGGUGUUUCCCACGUCACCGUCCCCGAUGACUUUGAAGGGGUCUACACCAUCCUGCAGUGGCUCUCGUACAUACCCAAGGAUAACCGGAGCCCCGUGCCCAUCACUGCCAUAAGUGACCCCAUCGAAAGGGAAAUUGAUUUUGUCCCUUCCAAAGUCCCCUACGACCCCAGGUGGAUGCUGGCCGGGAGACCCCAUCCGUCUCUCAAGGGGACGUGGCAGAGUGGCUUCUUCGACCAGGGCAGCUUCCUGGAGAUCAUGAGGCCGUGGGCUCAGACCGUUGUGGUUGGCAGAGCAAGGCUGGGAGGUCUCCCGGUGGGUGUCAUCGCUGUUGAGACCCGCACCGUGGAGGUGACGGUACCCGCGGACCCCGCCAACCCGGAGUCGGAGGCGAAGAUAAUCCAGCAGGCCGGGCAGGUCUGGUUUCCUGAUUCUGCUUUUAAAACAGCCCAGGCUAUUCGGGACUUCAACCGGGAGCAUCUCCCGCUGAUAAUCUUUGCCAACUGGCGAGGCUUCUCCAGCGGCAUGAAAGACAUGUACGACCAAAUGCUGAAGUUCGGCGCCUUCAUUGUCGACAGCCUCCGGGAUUUUAAGCAGCCUGUCCUGGUGUACAUCCCACCGCACGCGGAGCUGCGCGGAGGCUCCUGGGUGGUCAUCGACUCCACCAUCAACCCCCUGUACGUGGAGCUCUACGCGGACAAGGAGAGCAGGGGGGGCAUUUUGGAGCCUGGAGGAACAGUGGAGAUCAAAUUCAGGAAAAAAGAUUUGGUGAAGACCAUGAGAAGGAUCGAUUCAGUGUGUGCCAAGCUCGUUGAGCAGCUGGGGACCCCCGAGCUGUCCGAGGCGCAGCGCAGCGACCUGGAGAAGCAGCUCAAGGCCCGGGAGGAGCUCCUCCUGCCCAUGUACUACCAGGUGGCUGUGCGCUUCGCCGACCUGCACGACACCCCGGGGCGCAUGCAGGAGAAGGGCGUCAUCACGGACAUCCUGGAGUGGAGGAACGCCCGCUCCUUCCUCUACUGGCGGCUGCGCCGGCUGCUGCUGGAGGAGGUGGCGAAGGCGGAGGUGCUGAAGGCCAACGGCGAGCUGAGCCACGUUCACAUCCAGUCCAUGCUGCGACGCUGGUUCAUGGAGACAGAAGGAACCACGAAGGGCUACCUCUGGGACAACAACCAGGUGGUGGUGGAGUGGCUGGAGAAGCAGCUGCGGGAGGAUGACGGCACCCAGUCGGCCAUCCGGGAGAACAUCAAGUACCUGAAGCGGGACUAUGUGCUCAAGCACGUCCAGAGCUUGGUCCAGGCCAACCCCGAGGUGGCCGUGGACUGCAUCAUCCAGAUGGCCCAGCACGUCACCCGCGCCCAGAAGGCCCAGCUCGCCCGGCUCCUGUCAGCCGUGGGUGACGACGGCCCACCUUGAGCUGGGGGUGGGCAGGGGGGGGCACCAGGACACGCUGCUGCUGCUCAGAGGCCAGACCUCCCCUCCCCACCCAGUUCCUCAGCCCCUGAGCUGGAGCCUUGGGCUUGUACUUGCCUAAAUAAAUAAGUCAGCGUUUAUACGGUCUUGCCACCUGUGCAGCGUCCCCUCUGGCGCUGGGUGCGUUGGUCAGAGGGGCAGCUUGGCAGAAGAUAAAACUUGUCCCGAGCGAAGUCUGGUGCAGAAGUUUGGCUUUAAAAAGAUUCUAAAAAUCUUUCACUGUGUUUUAAUCGCAAGCCCUGGCCUUAAACUUUAAAACAAGCACCACGAGACUGGUCAGAGCGGGAGGUACAAACCGCCCGGCCCAGGCACCCCAGGGGAGAGGGACGCAGGCGGAGGGUCCGUACAGCCGUGUGGAAGCGGGCCAGGCACUGGCACGAGGAAGUGUAACCCUGCUUAAGAAGCAGUCUCCGACUGAUGGUUUAUAAUAAACUCAGGA